AUGGAGAAAGUGGGGAGGAUGAAGCUGGGAUCACAAGGUCUGGAGGUGUCAGCACAGGGACUGGGCUGCAUGAGCAUGUCCAAUGGCUACUACGGUCCUGGCAAACCCGAACCCGACAUGAUAAAACUCAUCCACCACGCCAUCCAUCACGGUGCAAAGAUGGCCGAGAACUUGACUGAGAAUGAUAUUCGAAAGAAUCUACCAAGGUUUCAACCAAAGAAUCUGAAACAUAACAAAAACAUAUUUGAACAAGUUAACGAAAUGGCAAAAAGAAAAGGUUGCACCCCAUCACAACUAGCAUUAGCAUGGGUCCAUCACCAAGGAAAUGAUGUGUGUCCGAUACCUGGUACCACAAAGAUCGAAAACCUCAACAACAACAUUGGAGCUUUGUCUGUAAAACUAUCAGUAGAAGACAUGGCUCAACUUGAAUCCAUUGCUUCAACGGAUGUGGUAAAGGGUGAUCGAUAUGGGUCAGUCUCUAUGAAUUUUGCUUGGAACUAUACAGACACUCCACCUUUGUCUUCAUGGAAAGCUUAG
Messenger RNA from Camellia sinensis, 537 nucleotides. NCBI's taxonomy places the organism in Eukaryota, Viridiplantae, Streptophyta, Magnoliopsida, Ericales, Theaceae. The record is from RefSeq and is a predicted model, not a curated record.